This is a messenger RNA of Limulus polyphemus (Atlantic horseshoe crab), 3208 nucleotides long. RefSeq names its product inositol-pentakisphosphate 2-kinase-like (gene Ipk1). Bases 589 to 2016 code for a protein of 475 amino acids. Gene Ontology annotation, molecular function: inositol-1,3,4,5,6-pentakisphosphate 2-kinase activity; ATP binding. Gene Ontology annotation, biological process: inositol phosphate biosynthetic process. Gene Ontology annotation, cellular component: nucleus. The transcript has 14 exons. Lineage: Eukaryota; Metazoa; Arthropoda; Merostomata; Xiphosura; Limulidae. The record is from RefSeq and is a predicted model, not a curated record.
AGAAAAGACUGUUAGUAUGACGGUUUGGAGAUCAGAUUCUUAAAAUUUUCAGAUUUUUUUUUUAUUCUUAUAUCUAGAAAAUAUGGUUAAGUUGCUGCAUUGAUUUCGAAUUUCGCAUGGUAUUUGUAACAUAUACUGAUAAAGUAUUUCUCUUUUCUUUUAAGGACUUCACUGACGUAAUAACGGAAAUAUCUGGAUAUAAAUUAUAUUUAACUUUUAGGCAGGCGAUAAAAAUGCACAAAAAUUGUUUUUGAAAAGCGAAACAGCUGCUCAUAUCAUAAUUUUAAUAUUUUCCAAUUUACUUCAGUACUUUUAAUAUCGCAUAAUUAUUGCAAUACUCGGAACUUAUUGUGCAAUCAUACUUGAAGAGUAUGUUAAUUAUUAUUGGUCAUCUUAAAGUUACACGUUAAUUUCCUUAUGUGUUCUGAGCUUAACGUAGCAGACGCCUCUUAUCACAACUAGUCAAAUGUUGUACGGUACAUGGUGCAGCACUGAAUUUACGGAUGUAUUUCAUAAACGAAAUGUUAUUGAUCAUUGACUUUACAAGUAGGGAGGGUUUGUGAUGAAGGCUAGUGUUAGAGCAUUCUUAUGGCUGGGUAUUUUUCAAAAUAUAAUUCCAUAUGUCAGAAAGACCAUAAGGAACGUAAUGAAUUGGAAAUUUCCCUUACGAACUGCAAGUACCGGGGUGAAGGUAAUGCUGCAGUUGCAAUUGCAUUACUCAAGGAAAAAAAGGUGUUAAGGCUUUUGAAGAGUGAGAAAAAUGAGAAGGAAAGCAUGAAGAGGGAAGUGUCAGAUAAGUUACGGAGAUAUGUGGAGUUUGUACAUACUGUGAUGAAACCCUUACUGAGUCCAGCUUUCCUUCACUGUCCUAACUUAGUAAAUCUGUCAGUAGAAGAUGUCAGAACACUGAACAAAAUUAUGGAAGGACAGAGACCAGACUACAGGGUGUGGAAAUUGGUUCCAGAAGCACCAACUUCAGCAAUUGUUUUACAAGACUACUGCACCUUUCCAUGCACUUUCCCCAACCUUCCCACCGAGGGACCAGUUAUAGGAAUAGAAAUAAAGGCAAAACAAGGAUUCUUACCUCCUCUGGAGAUACUCCCUAAGGACCAAAAAAUCAAGGCGUCAAUCUGUAGAUUUUGUCUUCUCCAGCAUUAUAAGGUAAAAAAAGGAACCAAACCCUCUAUCAGUCAGUAUUGUCCAUUGGAUCUAUUUAGUGGAUGUCCACAUCGUAUGAAGGUAGCCAUUCAGAAUCUUUUUAAAACUCCCCAGAACAACCUGAGAAUUGUCCGGGACCAAGAAAUAGUAUACAGUAGAGAAAAGAAAGGUAGUUUGAGAACAGUCUUCUGUGACUUUUUUCAUAACUCUGAAAAUGAAAUAGACUCUUUUGCCCUACUGAUUAUUCAAGCUUUGCUUAAAGUUUUCCCCGGUGCCAUAACCUCCAACGGACUUCUACCAGCUAUUAAACCUUGUCAUCAGUUCUGUGUUAAGUCGAGUAAACUUUGUUCUACAGAGUGUGCAGCUAGCCACGUUCUACCUGAUGGUUGUGUGCUGCAUCGUAUCCUACAAGUCCAACAAUUGGACACAACAGACAUUGCUAACCUUUACCCUCAGUUCAAGGCUCUUAAGGAUCAACUAAACAAUGGAGACAGUUGUUUAGAGAAACUCCUCCUUGUCCUAGCAAUUCACAGAGGUCUUGGGAAGACUGAAAGGCAAUCAUGGGAGACUGAGUCCUCCUUCAUCUCCAGAAAGAUAUGGGAAUUUCUUCUGUCCCUCACAGCAAAAGACUGCUCUAUUAUGGUGGUGAUGCAGAGGCUGAAAGAAAGGACAGCUCAUAUUCCAGAUGAAAAUGUCUUAUUGGAUAAUAAUGGUAGACCUUAUCUUUUUUCUCUUGGUCUGGUGGAUUUGGAUUAUAAACAACUGUCCAAAAUAGAAAGUGCAUAUUAUAAUGAUUGUCAAGCCAUUCAGAUACUCCAGAAGAGAUCCAAUGAUACUGUUCCUCACAAAUACUGUUAAAACUUAUGUGUGUUUGUAUAUAUAUAUAUAUCUUUCUUUUGACACUGAGAAUUAUAUAUUGUAAUUGUGUUGGUACAUCUUAUAAUUUGAUCACAGUUUAACUCUAGUCAUCUACUGUUGUAAAAGUGAGGUGUUAUUUGAGUGUCACUCUUAGAACCUUGCAGGACCUGCAUACGUAAAUAAACAUUAAUCUUUGUUUCAUUGUUUUACAAGUUAAAACUACAUUUUUUUAUUUUCAAGAAAGAUUUUAGCAGCAGCCAAGAUUACAUUAUUUCCUUGUUAAACUUAUAGUACCUCGUGUGACUGUUCUUGUAAAGUGUUUUUUUUUUAUAGUAACUUGUAUGAUAUUUUGCAUGCCUAGUAAAAAGAAACUGUUUUUUUUAGAAAAGUUUUUUUCUAGUCAGAUUUUAUAAAAAAAAAUCUUGAUGUUUUUUGCCAAGUUACUUUACUGUACAAUAUUUUUUGCAGUUUUUGUUUGCAAGCUACUUAAUGAUUUUCACAAAAAUUAGUUAUUUUUUUUUUGUCUUUCAAAACGUGUUCUUUGGGCUUAAGACGAUUUUUGAUCAUUCAAAGUACUAGAAAGGCACAUUUUGAUUUAUUUGCAACAUUAGAAAGAUGUUUAUAUUCACAAAUGUAGGACAUUUACAUUUAAAAUAGCCUAAUAACUAGAAAGUUUUUUAAAUGUUAUUGUUCAGGUAGUUUGUUUGUUUUUUUUAGCCUCUUUCCAUCACAUAUUUAUGUUUGAAAGUGUAAAGUUAAAAUAUUUAUGGUGAUGUUUUUAUGUUGCAUUUUACUUUUUGUCAAGAAUUUACUUGAGGCUUUUAUUAUUUUCUAGUAGUGUUUAUUUUACUGGGAGCUUGCAGGCUUUUACUUUUUUGAACACAGAACCCUACCAUUGAAAAUUAUCUGGAUACCUUGUAAUCUCAGUAGACUGUGAUUAUAUGUGCAAUUUCAAUAAUUUAAGAUUAUUCGUUUUAGUGCUCAGCUUUAGAAAGAGAUACGGUGGUUGUCAGUUUUGAUAAAUGUGAUAGAUUUUAGAACAUAGAAGUUAUUCAACAGUGAAAUGUUUAUAUUGCACGUAGAAGUUCUUCAACAGUGAAAUGUUUAUAUUGCACGUAGAAGUUCUUCAACAGUGAAAUGUUUAUAUUGCACGUAGAAGUUCUUCAACAGUGAAAUGUUUAUAUUGCACGUA